ACCCCAAAAUCGCUAUUAAGCCUUAAACUUUAAUUGAUGCAGGGCUUAACUUAUGGUUUUUCCAUUUUGCUCAUCUCCUCCCCGUUGCAGCCACCCGAAAGAGAAAAAAAAAGGAACCCAGCCAAGCCGACAGCCCCACUUGGAAAAUUGGUGAGGAAGCUUGAUUUCUCCUUCUUUUCUUGCUCUAGAACACAAAUUGAAUCCAGAAAUUUCCCCCACCCCUCUGCAGAAUUCGGAUCUGCUCUGCUCUGUCCGGUUGCUGCUCUUGCCAGUUGUGGGUGCAAAUUCCUUGAAUUUUCGCCCCGUGAAUUGCUUCUGCACUUGCCGCCGGCUUCUCCCCCAGCCAAGCUCGGUUUCUGCAGCUGGAAAAUUAUGGUUCUUGAUCGUUCUGUCAAUUAGCACUGAGAUCGAGUCUUUGGUUUUAUGCGAGUGAGGUAAGUAAAUUUAUGGUAAUGCCCGUAUCACUUUUAAAAGCAUGUUUUGACUUGUUUUUGAAAUGGUGGUGGGACUAAACCCGUUUUAUGCAAAAGUAAGUAUGACUAAUUUAAAGUGAAAUUUUUAUGCUUUUCAUUAAAUUGAGCAUGCCUACUUGAAAUUUAAUUGAUUGUCCUGAUGAUUUGAAAGUGAUUGGUGAAUUAUGAUUUGUCUGUUAACUUCUGCCUGUUUUGUCUUCGAUGUGGUUAUGUUAUUGAUAACCCUGCUAGUGGGGGUUAAAACGCUAGCACAUGUUGACAUGUUACUGAUAGAACCGGUUCGUUUCUAUUGCCUUGCUAGUAGGGAUUACACACCAGCAAAUACUGUAGCCUACCAGUGGGAGGUUUAUAACACUAGCCGUGACCUAUAGAGGAGGCGUCUAUUUCAUUCCUGCACUGUACUUGUUUUUCGUGAUUAUACUUGUUGGCAUGCUAUACGUUUAAUUAAGGGCAAUCCAUAUUUUACUUACUGAGUUUAUCUCAUAGUUUUUCUUGUCGACCAUUUCAGGAAGUGAAACCGAGGACGGAGAAACCACGGGAAGUGACGAGUUAGAAGGCUAGCCAUUUUGUAAAUUGAAUAUAGAUUCUAGAAAUAAAUCAUGAUCUUGUAAACUAGAGUGUAUUUGGAGAUUUUAUGAUAUCAAAGUAAAUUUUAAAGAUUUUA
Rubroshorea leprosula is the source of this 1137-nucleotide messenger RNA. NCBI's taxonomy places the organism in Eukaryota, Viridiplantae, Streptophyta, Magnoliopsida, Malvales, Dipterocarpaceae. The record is from the annotation of a GenBank genome assembly.